AUGACCGACGAUUGUGAGGCAGAGAGGACGGCUUUGGCUAACGCUUUUCCAGAAGCUAACAUCAUUUUAUGUUGUUUUCAUGUUCUACAAGCCCUGUGGAGGUGGCUGUGGAUGGGCAAGAAUAGAAUUGCUUCCACUGACAGGCAACAUCUGUUCUUUUUAGUGAAGUCAAUGGUGUAUGCCGAUACUGUUGAAAAUCUUGAUCACUGCUUUCAAGAAGCAACAGCAGAUCCCAAAGUCCAAAAAUACCCAAACUUCUUAAAGCAUGUUAACAAGAUAUAUGACAGACGUGAAGAAUGGGCUACCUGCUACCGAGCAAACAUUCCAGUUCGUGGAAACAACACCAACAAUUUUUGUGAGGCAGCCAUGGGAGUCCUAAAGGACAAAGUCCUGAUACGUACAAAGGCAUUCAACAUCUUACAAUUAUUGGAUUUCAUUUUCACCAGGUUAGAAACUUACUAUGAGCGGAAGAUCAUCGACAUAGCCAACAACCGUCUGGAUGUUGUUAAGAUGUCUCGUUUCAUGCCAACUGACCCUAAAAUUGAAAACAUUAUUCAGAUAAGCGACUCGGAGUUUCUAGUAUCAAGUGAGACAAACCAAGAUCAGACAUAUACAGUUAAUAUUACUGUAUCAAUGUGUACUUGCCAUGUUGGGUGCAGAGGAGCACCAUGCAAACACCAAGCAGCUGUGGUUAAGAGGUACAACAUACAAUCCUGCAACUUCUUACCAAUAAGACAUCCACAAAAAAGACAGCAAUUGCAUUAUGUGGCAACUGGCCAACAUCUACAGCUAUCCUGGUUUGCUACAUUGAGUGAUGUACCAGAAGAAGACAGAGAUGCAGCCUGCUUGGAAGCGACCGAAGAAUGUAUUCUUGAUGCUAGUGUAGAGGAAGUGAGCAGUGCUAGGGAAGAGAGCAGAAGUGCUAGUGUAGAAGAAAUUAUUGAUAAGAGUACUCAGCAUGCUGCAUUAUUAGAUGAAUAUCAUUCUGUUUGCCAGGAUAUUGAAUCUACAAUAAGGUUACGAUUACAAACAGAUGCUACAUUUAUUCCUGCUGUACAGGCCUUCAUUGAUGGUGCUAAACAACUGAAAAAUGACUCAUCAUUGCUUUCAGCAUUAUCCACCUUUGGUAGAUACUCCGGUCACAAAGUCAGAAAUGGGAAGCGAAACCAGUUGGCCGGUUUAAAGAGAAUUGGCGUUCAACCCACGGCAGUGGCAAGGAGAAAAAAGUUGCAUGUCGGAGGUAGGAAGUGUGAUCAACGUGGAAGGCCUUGUGCAAGUAGCAGACAUGUUACAAGCAAGGCUUCAUUAUUGCCUUCUGUCCUGCCUAAGAAAACACGAAGACCAGCUCCACAUAACAUGAAAGUGUGUGUUGCAAAAAACACUGGUUUAGGAAAGACACAUGGCAAGAAGUAA
Molecule: messenger RNA, 1413 nt
Organism: Anneissia japonica
Lineage: Eukaryota; Metazoa; Echinodermata; Crinoidea; Comatulida; Comatulidae
Exons: 1
Coding region: 1-1413 (470 amino acids)
Molecular function (GO): zinc ion binding
Source: RefSeq, a predicted model, not a curated record